AAAAGUCGUACAUUAUCUUAUUCCUCCCUUCUCUUAUUACCUUUUUUUCAUAUAACAAUGUCAUCCACGGACACAAACUCUUCAUCACGAAACAUUAUCUACAAAGUAUAUGGUAUAGCGAACAAAGUACAAGCGAUAACAGCGAUCGGGUUUUCGACGUUUGCAGUGAUUCAUGGUUUACAAAUAGCGGCUGGAGCGGUGGGAGGUGUGGAAGCGGCAGACCAAGCACUUCUUCUUGCACGACCCAUCUAUCAAGAUGCUCAUCUUGAAGGAUAUAUGGUAACGGGAAGUGUGGCAGCUCAUUUAUUGGCGGGCUUAACAAAAUCAAGUCUGGACUAUUGUUAUUUGAACAACAACAAGAAGAACAACAAGGCAACUGGCUAUUAUCAUGGCAUCACCGGUCAAUUAUUGAUUCCUUUAUCAGUGGGACAUUAUAUCUUGACGCGUAGGAUGCCUAUACAGACCAUGGGUGAUUCGGCAUUUGUGGAUUUUGGUAUUGUUGGAUGGGGACUUCAAAAUAAACCAUGGGUAACUUGGACUUGGCAUGUGGCAUUGAUUGGUGUUGGCGUGUAUCAUAUGGUAGGUGGUGCUCCAUUGGCUUUCCGACGGACAUUCGGUGGUAAAACAACUUCCAAGAAAGAACAACUGGAUGAUAAGAAGGGUAGCAUGGUGAAAUUUAUUCCUUUGGUUAUUGGCAUCAGUACCGUGCUGGUGGCUGGCUUGGUGGCAACAAGUCGAUUGGACAAGAUACCUUUACGCCGUGAAUAUCAAGCUAUUUACAAUCGUUUAUUACCUGGAUGGAUCAUUUAGUUUAGAUUUUUAUUUUUAUCUUCAAUAAAAUAUAUAUUUAUUGAUUUGGAA
Messenger RNA from Halteromyces radiatus, 861 nucleotides. RefSeq lists its product as uncharacterized. The record is from RefSeq and is a predicted model, not a curated record. The transcript has a single exon. Gene Ontology annotation, biological process: lipid homeostasis. Lineage: Eukaryota; Fungi; Mucoromycota; Mucoromycetes; Mucorales; Cunninghamellaceae. Bases 58 to 810 code for a protein of 250 amino acids.